Molecule: messenger RNA, 162 nt
Organism: Racocetra fulgida
Lineage: Eukaryota; Fungi; Glomeromycota; Glomeromycetes; Diversisporales; Gigasporaceae
Source: the annotation of a GenBank genome assembly
AUUUAUUCUGCAAUAGACUCUUCAUAUCAAGGAUUUGAAGCCACCUUAAACCAAAAAGAUAAUAAAGAAAAAGAGCAUCCAAUUGUUUAUACCAGCAAAAGUCUUAGAAAAGAAGAGCAAAACUAUGCUGCUACUAAGCUUGAAUAUGCUGAUAUCAUAUGA